This is a messenger RNA of Capsella rubella, 246 nucleotides long. RefSeq names its product putative defensin-like protein 137. NCBI's taxonomy places the organism in Eukaryota, Viridiplantae, Streptophyta, Magnoliopsida, Brassicales, Brassicaceae. The record is from RefSeq and is a predicted model, not a curated record. The transcript has 2 exons. The coding region runs from base 1 to 246 and encodes 81 amino acids.
AUGAAGAGAAACUUUCAACCCUCGUUUGUCAUUUUGGUUAUCUUCAUUGUUCUUAUGAUAGGAGCUGUGGGAAGCAUGAGUUUUGAAAUAAAAUUAUGUUGGGCACCUCUAAAACUAAAAGACAACAAUUGUGAUUACAAUGAAUGUAGAUCCAUGUGUUUGAAAAAGAAUCCCAAAGGACAUGGUAGAUGCAUUAAAUCAUUCCAAGAACGAAUUAUUUGUUUAUGUGGUUAUCCUUGCCCAUAA